UGCAGUUUUUAAAUAUACAAUUUUAAAAUACAGGGUGUACGUGACUGUUCCUGUUUUUUAAUCUUAGAUACACAUAAAUGACUUUUAUGCGUGUUAACUUAACUCUGCUAAGUAUCCUAAACAUCGGAACGAUAUAUGAAGAUGUAACUACAGAUGUGGCAGGGAAAAUAGGCUAUUGGCAAUGGCAUGUCACACUGGUGUCAACAACGCUGAUGGUACUACCAAUGUUCAAUCAAUACGAGGACAUGUUCCUUUUGAAGCCAUCUGAGGUCUACUGCGUGCUCCCAAACGAAUAUGAAAUAAUAAACUCAAGCUUAUGUGUCCUGACCAUUGCAAAUAAUGGUACUGAGGAGUUCAAGUGUAAUAAAUGGCAUUUGAAAUUAAUGUGGAUCGUUUGGAUCAAGAAGACGUGGCUUGUUUUCUGCGACAAGAAAUUAAAGUUAUUGUCGACAGCUAUCAUAAGUCGAUUUGGUUUGGUGUUUGGAUUUAUCAUAUAUGGACUCGUUUCAGACAGUUUUGGACGAAAAACAGCAAUCACUUUCGACGUAUUUGCAGAACUAAUACUUGGCUUGGUAAUGACGUUCUGUGAUUCAGAAGGAUGGUUCCGAUUGAUUGCCUUUCUAAAAUCGUUACUGGGUAGUGCAAACUUUUACAUGGGCCUUAUACUUAUAUGUGAAAUAGCAAGUAACAGCUGGCGAUCCUGGCUCUGUAUUAUAGUGAUGUUUCCAAGACUUCUAGCUUUACUGUGCAUGGUGCCCCUCGCAAAUAGUGCACCGAAUACCGAGACAUACAGUUUUAUAGCCUGUAUUUACGCUGUUCUUUGUUUAAUAGUAAUAAGAUGGAGUCCAGAAUCACCUCAAUGGUUGUUGCACAAUAGAAAAAUACAGGUUGCAGAAAAAGUUCUAGCCAAGGCCGCGCAGACCAACAGCAUCAAACUUUGUAACGAUUUCAAGAUAAGGCCUGUUAACAACAGAGCUUACGACUGUCUGGAUGAAACAACGACUUGUGUCGGAAUGUUGUCGACAUACAAUAUCAGAAUGAUAUUCCUCUUAUCCGCCCUUUUCUGGAUCCUAUACUAUUUUCUAUGGAGCCAGAUUUACGUAAGAAUGUAUAGUGAAGAAGACAUCAACUAUUUAUUAUUGGAAGUGUUCUGCAUCGUGAGUGUGUUUGGGUGCCUGACUAAAUUCACAUCUGCAAAGUUGACGUUACGAUAUUUGCUAUUAGUACAUAUCGUAAUCACAGGACUUUUUACCGCUGGUGUUACAUUUUUGUGUAAGGGGCCUCUUCGGAGUUUCCUGUCUUCAAUUGCCUUAGCAUCAGGAAUUCUAGCGCAUGCGUUAAUCCUCAACAUAACUCCUCGAUUUUUUGCAAUAAACAUACGUGCGACAGUGGUGGGCUGUUGCCAUGCUACUGGCCAACUGGGCUCAAUAGUCAGCUAUCUGCUGUUUCUGUUCCGUCCGAUAAAUGACGUCACGUUGGUCAGCAUCGAACUAACAGUGAUGACGAUUCUGAUUGGACUUUGCAUCACCUUCCCAGACGUGGAUGACAGAGAGCUACCUGAUGUCAUGGAGGAUAUGGAUUAUUUUUCGGAGUUAUCGAAACCACUUCGUUGGGUUACUCAAAAAACCAAUUCACCGUCCAUUGAGGAACUUCAAUUGAGAGUGUAUUCUUUCGGAAGCGUCGAACCAAAUACAUCACAGAGCCUAUUGGAUGAGACUAGGCCAGCGGCAAAACCAAUAGGCUACAUCAGACUGUGGAAAAUACUCAGAAAUCAUGUUCGCCGAAAAUUAUCGAGACAAAUAAAUCCGGAAUAAGUUAGAUAUAAGUUGGAGAGGUGGAAGGCCGAUCUACCUCAUUUACUUUGCCAUCCAGAAGGUCUACCGCCAUGUUUUAAAGUAAUAUUAUUGCGGUCGUAGAAGAGAGAUGCCGAUAUACGCAAUGUAUUGCGCUGUCUGUUAUCCAGAACAAGUAAUAGAAAAAUCUAAUAACCCACGUUUUUAAAUGUGGCUCCAUUCAUAAUUUAUCAAAAUCGGCCAAGCCAUUUUUGUAAUUAUAAUUUGCAUUGUCAUCUUGUUUUACCUACCCUGAAAAUGUCAGCCUGCUAGCUUAUCGGGAGGAGCCUCAAAAUUGAGUUGCAAAAAUUCAAACGGAACGACAAAUAAACGAAAAGUGAUUGUAUAAAAACGUGGGAAAAAUAAUAAUAUCACUUAAAGAUCUAGGGGUAGACCCUCUUCUUCCACAAAUGUAACAAAGGCUGCGCUAUAAAUUAAGCAUG
This is a messenger RNA of Trichoplusia ni (cabbage looper), 2275 nucleotides long. Its product is annotated as solute carrier family 22 member 5-like. Gene Ontology annotation, molecular function: transmembrane transporter activity. The coding region runs from base 78 to 1814 and encodes 578 amino acids. Gene Ontology annotation, biological process: transmembrane transport. The record is from RefSeq and is a predicted model, not a curated record. The transcript has 9 exons. Gene Ontology annotation, cellular component: membrane. Lineage: Eukaryota; Metazoa; Arthropoda; Insecta; Lepidoptera; Noctuidae.